Molecule: messenger RNA, 3405 nt
Organism: Fonsecaea nubica
Lineage: Eukaryota; Fungi; Ascomycota; Eurotiomycetes; Chaetothyriales; Herpotrichiellaceae
Exons: 12
Coding region: 1-3405 (1134 amino acids)
Biological process (GO): transmembrane transport
Cellular component (GO): membrane
Molecular function (GO): transmembrane transporter activity
Source: RefSeq, a predicted model, not a curated record
AUGGAGCCCGCGUCUAGUGCAGCGGCACAAAAAGAUGUUCAGAUCGACAUUGAUGACCUCGAGUUGCAGGCUCAGGGUUAUACCCGGGCUAUGCCACGACGAUUCUCCCUCCUCUCCCUCAUCUCGAUGUCUUAUGCCCUACUCGCAACCUGGAAUGGAUUCGGCAGUGCUUUCGGCACCGGCUUCAUUGAGGCAUCUUCAGCCGGUUCCAUUUGGACCCUCACCAUUGCUGCGGCCAUGACUGCAGUCACAGGAAUUGGCAUGGCCGAGUUGUCUAGCGCUUUUCCUGUGGCAGGCGCCCAAUAUUACUGGUCCUUUGUGGUUUCCACGCCGGAAUGGGGGCCGUUUGCCUCAUACAUUUCUGCGGGAAUCAGUACCUUGGGAUGGUGGCUGGGUCUUGCCAGCGUGACAAACUUUAUUGCAGCAAUGAUUACCGGGAUUGCUGUCCUCAACCAUCCAGACUAUGUCAUUGAAAGAUGGCAUAUCUGGUUAGUUUUUGUGGCGGUGACGUGGUGCGCCGUCGCGAUGAACGUCUUCGCGACAAAGUGGCUUCCCAUGUGGAACAAGUUUAUCUUGUACUUCUCGGCGACUGCACUUUCAGUAACAAUGAUCACCAUCUUGGCGUGCGCAGCGCCGAAUUUUCAAUCCGCCAAAUUUGUCUUCAGUGACACGACCAAUUCAACAGGUUGGCCGAACGACGGGCUAGCCUUCCUGUUUGGGAUAGUGAAUGCUCUAUAUGGCUUCCUCGGAGUCGACUGCGGGGCGCAUUUGUGUGAAGAAAUCCCAAAUCCAACGGUUAACGUGCCAAAAGUUAUUAUGUAUCCGGUUGCAAUGGGAUUCAUCACUGCCUUCCCAUAUGCGAUCUCACUGUCAUUUGUGAUUACCGACUUUGACACUGUUAUCUCGACCCCCACCGGCCUUCCUUUGAUCGAAGUCUACUAUCAAGCAACUGGUAGCAAAGCCGGCACCUCAGUCCUCAUGGUGGCAUUCGCAAUCUGCUUUUUUGGCUGUGCUACUGCAAACGUCACCAGCGCAAGUCGACAAAUGUGGUCAGCAUCCAGAGACAACUGCUUCCCUCUGUCAAGGUACUGGAAACAGGUCCACCCCCGGUGGCAGAUGCCAUUGAAUGCAGCAUGCCUGCAAGGAACUCUAGUCUCGCUGUACGGCCUGAUCUUUUUGGGCUCCUCAUCUGCAUUUUCUUCCAUGGUUGGGGCAUGCAUCGUCUUCAUGACCACAUCAUAUGUGAUCCCUCAAGGGAUUCUCGCCUGGCGUGGACGUGAUAAGAUUCUCCCGCCAAGAGCACUGGAUCUUGGAAAGUAUGGCCUUCCACUGAAUGUGCUCGCUUGUGUCUGGGUGGUCUUCAUCGACAUUAUCUACUGUAUUCCUGUUUCCUACCCCGUUACACUCGAGAACAUGAAUUGGAUCAGCGUGGUGACGGUCGGCCUGGUUUCGUUUCUCCUAGUUGCCUGGUUUGUAAACCAGAGACACGUCUUCAAAGGGCCGAAGAUCAACUUUGAACUUCUUCAGGCUGCUCGACAUGACGAGCUGCUUGGCCACCGAACGAUUGAUGGAGUUGCCGUUGGUGACGAUAACGCCGUCAUUGAAGCACUUCGACGGCGCUCGCUAAAUGAAACCAAGAAGGUGCGGGCAGCCCUGUCCCAAAGGAAGAGUGGCGCAGAAACAUCGUCUUUGGACGAAGGCGGCUUGAAUCACGAAUCCCCCCAUGACCCCAAAGAGGUAUCGUCGUCUAGCCAACCCCGGCAGUACAUGUUCGUUGUUGGGCGACCAACCAAAAGGCGAAAGCGCGAGCAUGUCCGCGAGAGCGAUAUGACACGAAAAGCGUCCUGUGACAGCGGCAGGAGCACACGGAGUGACGAGCUGGAACCUCUCCCGAAUCUGACAGAUACGGUCCCGAUCCCACCAGUGGACACAGACUAUAGUGAGGUCCAGACAGAGGUCGAGCUAUAUCCUCCACAAUUGCCAUCUCCUCCUGAUGUUACAUGGCUACAUGGGCAGUUGGAUCCCGAUAUGAUAACCGAAGUUCAAGCUGUGGGCACCCCUGACAGUGAGAAUUUGGAACAGUGUCUGCAAAUCCAGCAUUUUCAGGAUUCGGAUACCGUAUGGAGCCCUGGUUCUUUGGAGAAUGUCAGCGGAACUUCGUCCGAGGUUGGACACCUGCCAGCGUCUGAACACGCACUCCAGUCCAGCCUCUUGUACAUCCCCCAGGUCUGCUUUCCAACACUUCACGACAAAUUUUCUGGGCUUCUUGAUAUGUAUGAUCAAGAAUUCUGCAACUACCCCAUCACUUGCGACUUUGGUGUCAAUCCUUACCGCUAUAGGCCCGAAACCACAAAAGGUUCACAACAUCUGCUGCACGCCGUCAUGGCCAUGUCCUGCCACUUUAGGCUGCGAUCCCCUUCCCAAGUCGCGCCACCCACGGAGGCACUGAGUCACAAAAACGCGGCGAUGGUGUUAUAUCAAGGGGCACUGGCAGGAGCUGCCGUCUCUGGCAAUGCUUUGAGCUUGCUCGAUACAGCACUCGCGCUUUGGCAACUCGAGGCCACCAUCUCGUCACUCAAUAUCUGGAGAUCUCAUUUGGCCGACGCAUAUCACCUGCUUGAGCUCCACGGUGGAGUGAGAGGAUGGUCGAUGAGUAGGAAGGCAAAUGUCCAGGUCUCGAUGAUUCUUUGGUGGGAUACUAUGGUAUCAUUACUCGCAAGGACCGAAUGCGUCCUCCCGUACGUCUAUCUUGAGACAGUGCUGAAAACAGAAGGCCGGCAGCCCUGGACAUUCUACCAAUUGAAUGGCUGUCCACGCGAACUGUUCGUUCCGAUGACGCAACUCGCCAAUCUCUCCGGUCGUUCAUGGAGCAACGCGAUUUCCGUCGUGGUGAUGGAGAUCGAGCAGUCAGUUACCAAGUACAUGUAUCCUGGACAAGGCGUACAGUGCGACUCGGACGACGAAGAAGCUAUGCAUGUCGAACGAGAUCGCUAUCAUUGCUGCGAGGGGUUCCGGUACGCAUUGUUGAUCUACAUCCUGAGGGUGUUCAAAUGGCCGAGAGCGGACUACCCGGCGAGGCUGCUCGCACGAAUGUCGUUUCUUUCACGGGUCUGCUUCGACCACAUCGCGGCAUGUCGACCUACCUCGAUCAUCCAGAAGCAGCUCCUGUUUGCCGUCUUUAUAGCGGGAUCAGAGGCGCGCGACCCGACCCAUCGCGAGCUCGCGGAAGAGUACUGCAGGCGGUGGUUCAGAAAAUUUGGUUAUCAGAUGUACAUGGCCGUGCUGGAGGUUAUGGAGGCUGUCUGGGCCAAACGAGAUGCAGGAGAAGAGGACUUUUGGUGGGGAGAUGAACUUGAUGCGCGGCGAGCGCAAGAAGGAGAUUUUGUACAGUUCUGUUUCGGGUGA